UCGAAGCCUAACAAGAUGUAUACUAUACUAUUUCCAAAAUCCUCAGGACAUUUGUUUACAUGGGCUGGGAACGGCAAACGUGGCCCAACCCAACCAACCGAAGCCGAGUACCAGAAGUUGAUAAGCGCGAAGCAUAAGCAUUCAGCAGGGUCGGGAGAAGCAACAGCUAUGCCUAUGGAAGCUCUUUGUCCCUCACUGGCAGUGCCCACCAUUUCUUUUGGAAUCAACAACUCUCACAAAUCACUGCCCUAUCUUGCUUCCCUAAACACUAAAAUCAGCUUUCCCAUUGCUGUUCAGAACCACUUCAACCUUUCCUUAUCCAAUUCUUGUAUUUCUUCAUCUAAAACUGAAAUUGCAACCUUAGCUUCCUUUGUUUCUUCUUCAACAGCUAAGGGCAACUACUGGGUGGUGCUAAUGGCUAAGCCUCCAGAAGGGUUCACUUCCAAACCCCAAAUCAUUGAUUACUAUGUCAAUACUUUGGGAACAGUUUUGGGCUCUGAAAAAGAUGCUCAGAUGUGUAUAUACGACGCUUCUUGUGAUACCUACUUUGGCUUCUGCUGCCAUAUUGAUGAACAAGCCUCCCGUGAACUUGCUCGUUUACCUGAGGUUUUAUCGGUUAAGCCAGACCCAAAUUACAAUUCUAAGCAAAAAGAUUACACUGCUUCAAACAUUGAAUUUAUUGCUAACAUAGGGAAUUUGCAGUUGUUUCCUGCUGGGAACACCAAACACUGGCUUGUUCGAAUGGACAAGCCUGGAAUUGGGGUUGUCACAAAAGCACAAAUGGUUGAUUAUUAUACUCAAAUACUGACCAAAGUUUUGGGAAAUGAGAAGGAUGCUCAAAUGUGCAUAUAUCAUGUAUCUUGGCAAUCCCAAUUUGGUUUCUGUUGUGAACUUGAUGAGGAAAGUGCAAAUGAAUUAGCCGGUGUGCCUGGAGUUUUAUCUGUUGAACUAGAUAAGAAUUUUGAGUCAGAGAAUAAAGACUAUGGAGGUAAUAAUCUACAAAAUUCUACGAGUGCUAGUGAAACGACCUCCAUAAGAACUAAGAAACUUUUCAUAACAGGCCUAUCAUUUUACACUUCUGAGAAAACAUUACGUUCACAUUUUGAAGGUUUUGGUGAGCUUGUUGAAGUUAAAAUCAUAAUGGACAAGAUCUCUAAAAGAUCUAAAGGGUAUGCAUUCGUGGAAUACACCACAGAGGAGGCUGCCAGUGCUGCACUCAAGGAGAUGAAUGGCAAGAUCAUAAAUGGGUGGAUGAUAGUUGUUGACGUUGCCAAGACUAAACCGCAGAACUUCAGCGGAAGUCGUCCAAGACCGACAGUCCAACGAGAAUGAGAAGGAAGUUGAAGCAAAUACCCUUUUGGGAAUCGGCAACAAUUUUGCAGAAAGGACUACCAAAAUUUGGUACAUUAAAAUUACUAGAAAUGAUCAAUAUGUAUAUAUAUAAUUGACUUGGUAAAUGGUAAAUCCAUGUUCAACCUUGUUAGCUACCGUAAUUCGUCCAUUAUUUUCUAAUUAAGUCUAAUUCUUCCA
Molecule: messenger RNA, 1530 nt
Organism: Gossypium raimondii (Peruvian cotton)
Lineage: Eukaryota; Viridiplantae; Streptophyta; Magnoliopsida; Malvales; Malvaceae
Product: organelle RRM domain-containing protein 1, chloroplastic
Exons: 8
Coding region: 16-1332 (438 amino acids)
Biological process (GO): mitochondrial mRNA modification; cytidine to uridine editing
Cellular component (GO): mitochondrion
Molecular function (GO): RNA binding
Source: RefSeq, a predicted model, not a curated record